This is a messenger RNA of Akanthomyces muscarius, 3552 nucleotides long. RefSeq lists its product as uncharacterized. Gene Ontology annotation, cellular component: nucleus. Bases 1 to 3552 code for a protein of 1183 amino acids. Gene Ontology annotation, molecular function: histone deacetylase activity. NCBI's taxonomy places the organism in Eukaryota, Fungi, Ascomycota, Sordariomycetes, Hypocreales, Cordycipitaceae. The record is from RefSeq and is a predicted model, not a curated record. The transcript has a single exon.
AUGGCGUCCUCGAGCACAGCCCCCGUGCCGCCGCGGCGACUGUCCGUCAACACAACCGCCGGCCCCGUAAAAGACGACGAUAGCGAACUCACCCAGUCCCUCAGCCAGCUGUCGCUGCUAACAGCGGGCGACCAAAAGAAUGGCGCGCGCCGCUUGUCCGAGGGGCCUCGCCCGUUGCAGCAGUCGUCCUCCCGACGCACCUCCCGAUCGCCCGGCCAGCGCAUGCCCUCCCGAAGCCCGUCCGGACGAGAGUCGCGGCCAACGACGCCGACCUUGCUGCGCAAGGCUUCCAUGAACUCGUUGCACUCCGCCAACGGCCAUGGUCCGGGCCGCGCGCCCUCGCGCCGGUCAAGCAUGACCCAAACCAUCUCGCCCAAGAUUGCCAGGUCACCGUCGAUCGGCAAUCUGCAAGCAGAGGAACCGAAGCCGCCACUGACCGCUGCGUCGGUAGCUGCUGACUACUUCCGCUCCGAAAUGCAAAUACACCACGGCGCGGAGGCGACUCUGUCGUCCGAGACUAUUGUUAUCCUGCACGACGCCGUGUACGGCCACCGCUUCUCCCGACCUCGAACCUCGCGCAAUGCGCUGAGCACAAUUGUCGAACGGCCCGAACGAGUCAAGGCGGCUGUUUUGGGCGUAUCGCUGGCAUAUGUACGGCUCGGUGACCGCCACGACGAGGGAGCGUACCCUAUCCAUCCCAAAGCCAAGAUCCAUGAUAUCCCUAAGAUUCCGUUUCGUAUUCGGAAAUCAACACGAAAUGUGCCGUUGACAUCAGCUGCGGUCACAAACGUCCACGGGACAAAAUGGAUGGAGGAACUGAAAACGAUGUGUGACACUGCCGAAUCCAAGCUGGCCUUGGGUAGCAGAGAGCUUCAAAGGCCCGAUAACAUUGAAAGAGACGGGCCGGCGCAACCACUACAUGAAGGCGACCUAUAUCUAUGCGCUGAGUCUUUGAACGCUAUGGAAGGUGCUCUUGGCGCCGUAUGCGACGGUGUAGACGCCAUCUUUAGCCCGCGCCCUGCCCCACGACGUGCGUUUGUUGCCGUGAGACCGCCUGGUCACCAUUGCGCUGCUGCGCACCCCUCGGGCUUUUGCUGGGUGAACAAUGUUUUGGUAGGAAUCAUGCAUGGCGCGCUCACACACGGACUCACACAUGCUGCCAUUAUCGACUUUGACCUCCACCACGGCGACGGAUCGCAAGCCAUUGUUUGGCAGCACAAUGCGCGUGCCAAUGCCGCGACCAAGAACUUUCAGCAGUGGAAGAGGACAUCCAUCGGAUACUUUAGCUUGCACGAUAUUAACUCCUACCCUUGCGAGAUGGGCGACGAGGAAAAGGUCAAGAACGCCUCCCUUUGCAUUGACAAUGCCCAUGGACAGAGCGUCUGGAAUGUCCACCUGCACUCUUGGAAGACGGAAAAGGAGUUUUGGGACAUUUACGAAUCAAAGUACUCUAUUAUUCUAGAAAAGACGCGGGCAUAUUUGAAGGAACAGGCGCGGAAACUGCGCGCAGAGGGUAAAGAGCCCAAGGCAGCCAUCUUCUUUUCGGCCGGUUUUGAUGCUAGCGAGUGGGAGAGCGCAGGCAUGCAGAGACAUCAAGUCAAUGUGCCCACCGAAUUCUACGCCCGACUCAGCCAAGACGUUGUCAAGAUUGCCAACGAACAAGGCCUCCACGUCGAUGGCCGUGUCAUUAGCGUCCUGGAAGGUGGUUACAGCGACAGAGCUCUGUUCUCUGGUGUUUUCAGUCAUCUGAGUGGACUGGUUGGCGAUCAGUCUGCGCAGACAUCGGAGGCUGCCCGUGGCCUGGGCUACGAAAUGGGCCAAAAGCUGGGCACAAUUGCUGAGCCAGGGCCAGAAGCCGCCACCGCUCAGCAGCCUAUUGGACCUUCGCUGCACCGAUACGACGCCGGUUGGUGGUCCAGCCAGCAUCUGGACUCGCUCGAAUCCCUCGUCGCAAAUCCGCAAUCGCCUCCCAGGAAGCCGCGGGCAGGCACUCCUCCAACGUACUUUUCAGCCACGCAAGCGUCCUCCGCGAAAGUUAUGGACCCUGUCAAGGUGCGGCGUAGCUUAUCUGGGCUCUCGUCGACGAUCCAGCGGCCGCGCGCCGCUUCUCCCGUCGCACCUGAUGUGCCGUGGACGGUUGCGGCACACGAACUCAGCAAGAUCCUCAUCCCGAGCGAUCGGCAAGUGGACAGCUGCAAGGCCGAGGACUUGAAUGCGGAGGCAACACGCGCUAGACGAGAUAAGCAGUCCAUCCUGCUAGGCAUUCCCAUCCCGCCGACCCCCGUGCCGCAAGAACGACCGACGUCUCGCAUGGCGCUCCGCGAGCGCAAAGCCAAGAGCAGCAGCAUGUGGCCCACCGACGAAGCCAAGACACCUGCGUCGCCGAGCAAACGAUCUUCGUCUAGAGGGGCGAGGGCCAAGUCGACAGAGGUCGAGCAGGCCUUUGGUGGCCAAAAUCGGAGACGCUCGCGCCGUCUGAGCGAGACGGCAACAUCACGAAGCCCGGAAAAGGACGACGACGCUGUGCCUGUUCCGCCGCUGCCCGCAGAGUACAACGACCAGAGCAGCCGCCCGCCGACAUCGGGCAGCAGCAGCCGCGCCGACUCGAGCAUGAGCAACGCCCCUAUGAUGCAGCAGGAGCUCGCGCGGCCGCCCCCGCCGAACCUCAACGUGAAGAAGAUGCGACAGAGAGGCGCAGCAACGCCCAAGGAGACCACGACACCGAAAACACCACGCACUGCUGCUGCGCGCCGGGCCGCGACGCCGUCGAGUAAGGCCAAGACGGCCGUCAAGCCGAGACAGAAGAGCCAGCCGCCACUGUCGCCUCUCCCCGCGGCGCCGGCGUCGGAGCCACCGCUGCCCCCCGUGGAUAAGAUCACGACGGGUAUGCGCAAGAUUAAGAUUAAUUUGAUUACGCAGUCUCAAAAGGAGGCCAACGCUCUUCUCAAGCAAGAAGCUGAUGCUGCUGCAUCAGGCGCUCACGACGUAGGCCUCGCUCUGGCAGGUUCAUCGACGUCUCCUCCGUCGCAGCUCGCGCCGUCCGACGCCGACUUUCUAAGCCGCAGCAGCGCGUCGGGCCUUUCUACACCUCUCGACGAGCAGCAGUCCAUGAUUGAUUCUCCGUCGCCGCUCGAGAAAAAGGCGGCGGCGGCAGCAACGCCAGCCGAGAUGGCCACCACCCCCGUCGGUGGCGGCAGCGCAACGGCGGACCCCGGCCUGUUCAUCAGCUACCAGCCCGAAGGACCAACGCCCGUCGCCGUGAAGCGUGAGGACUCACUCAAGUGGCUGGAGCCCAACGUGUCGACGCCGUCGGCGACGGCCAGCAGCAACACGCCCGCCGCGACGCCGAGCCCCGUCAAGCAGUCGCAGCAGCAGAAGAAGCCCGCCGGCGCGUCGCAUCUGUUCCAGUAUACCUCGGGCAUACCGUUUGCGCCGCGUCCGAGCAGCAGUGGUGGUGGCGGAGACGCAGCCGCCGCUGGGGACGUGAGACCAAAGGAAGAAGCGAAGCCGAAGCCCCUGUGGGAGGUUCCUGAGACGCCGCACAGGGCAUAA